GUAGGUCUCCAGGACCGGCCAAAUUUUGUUUGGUAAAACUGGUGGUUCUGCCUUCCUCCCUCUCGUCUGCCAGUGAUUGUGCCGUGACACUGCAGCUCAUCUCAGCCGGAAAGGGUGAGUAGUUAAAGCAUGUAUGUGCCUGUUUGUCAGUAUGUUUUGUGCUUGCUGAAUGAGUGGUGCCAGUUGUCUCAGUUCCCGGUUCAACAGGGUAGGUAAACAAGUAACCGAGUCCGAUUCCCCCGGGCUUCCAGCCACAAUUCAUCUGGACAGCUCCACUGAGAUGACUCAGGUUAUGUCCAGCCUCACUGUUCAAUUUUAAUCCGCCUUCCGCCGACGUCCACAAUUUUUAUUUUUUAAUGUUCUUGUUGUUUCAGGUGAAAUUUCCACGUACUUCCACACCCCAUCACAUUAUAGGGGAAGUAGAAGGGGACUUUGUCAGCGUAAUUUGAGGCUAGCACUGAGAAUGUAAACAGCUAUACGUUGUAGAGAAGUGCUGUUAUGAACAUGAUGUCAGUGAGGAAGUCAGAGGAGGCCAGCGACCUGCAGGGACUGCAGAGCCCUGACCCCCUUGUGAGGGAGGCGUUCCUGAUGGCCUACGACUACAUCGACUACGUGACGGCGGGGCAAGGCGCGGCUGUUCCCCCGGCCCCCACAGCGGCCUCCGCUGCCCUGAGGAACGCUGGCGACGAGCUCCUCCUCAGGUUCCCCAUCUUCUUCCGCCGCUGGCCCCGCCUCUUCCAGGACGUGACCGAGCGCUCCGCCUGCCCCAUGCUGCUCUCCAUGCUGGACGACCACUUCGGACAGACCGCCUCCAGGGGGCGCCAGCGAGACCUGGCCUGGAGCGCGGUCCUGUCCGUGUACGUGCUGGCCGGCCAAAUGGCACUGCACUGCCACGAGAGGGGCAUGCUGGGAGUCCUGCCGAAUCUGAAGGAAUGUGUCGGGGGGUACGUGGAGAGGGUCAUUUGCCCCGAGCUAAGGGACAAGGGUGGAUGGUCUGGCUUCAUUUCACGCUUCAGCAAGAAACAAGACCUGGAAGGGCAGGUAAAAGUGGUGUGCUGCUGGACUCUGCUGCUAUUGGCCACAGGUAUCCUUUCCUACUUCCUGUGGAAACGUAGGAUAACAUAAGCGACAGCACCACCUGCUGGUGAGGAUGAGACACAUUUGGACUAAUCAAGAAAUCACAGCCCUGGAGCUGGUUCAUAACGGUUAGCUAUAUUUUUGCCCUCGACAGAAUCCUGGGGGCAGACGGUCAUGUCAAAGGGGUAAUCUUGUGUCUGCAUGUAUGCAUGUAUAUCAAUCAGGGAUUUUUUUUUAAAGAGAGCAGCCUUGUAUACUAAAAAGGCAGCUCUGGCUCCCAGCAGAUUUGGUGUGGGGGUAAGUGUGAUCACCUCACAUGCAGGAGAGGCAUACCAGAGUACAAGGCUCAGUAUUUAUUAUUCUUUCUUUUGCUCAGAUUAAAAAGAAUAUACAAUAACAACUUAUAUUUUUAAACUCAGUCCAGGGGGUUUGGGGAUAGAAAAUAGUAAUUGAAAUAGGUCCAUUGGAGCAACUUCCAAUUUAGGAGGUACAACGGAGUUCACGUCGAUAGUAAUAUCAAGCAAAACACGGCCGUCUGCCCCAUUGAGCGUUUCUAACAAGGCCAGUCAAAUCAGUGACUGAGUAUCACUGGCAGUCUAUAUGAUGUGUUACAGAAGUGAGAUGUUUUUAUUAUUUCCAAUCAACUAAUGUUGAAUUCAAACCUGUAAAUGUUGUACAAUCGGCAGUCAACAAUUUUCAAUUUGCUCUCAUAUACAAUAUGUUGUUCCCGAAAUGACAUCAAGCAGUAAACAAAAUCUUUUACUUUU
Conger conger (European conger) is the source of this 1844-nucleotide messenger RNA. RefSeq names its product BCL2 like 16 (gene bcl2l16). Gene Ontology annotation, molecular function: protein homodimerization activity; protein heterodimerization activity. Gene Ontology annotation, biological process: regulation of apoptotic process; intrinsic apoptotic signaling pathway in response to DNA damage; extrinsic apoptotic signaling pathway in absence of ligand. The record is from RefSeq and is a predicted model, not a curated record. The transcript is spliced from 2 exons. The coding region runs from base 499 to 1125 and encodes 208 amino acids. Gene Ontology annotation, cellular component: mitochondrial outer membrane. NCBI's taxonomy places the organism in Eukaryota, Metazoa, Chordata, Actinopteri, Anguilliformes, Congridae.